CCUAACUGACGUCAAAUAAAUUAGUCAUCGUCUAAUUUUUAAGUAAUAUUUGCGUUAUUUCAGUUAAAGGCUGUUGUUUUCUUUUGUGUUAGGUGCAUAAAUACUGAUCACAAUGUCGUCCCGUAAGACAGCUGGCCGCCGCGGCACCAACAAGAAGCGUGCUCAGCGAGCAACUUCCAAUGUCUUUGCCAUGUUUGAUCAGGCUCAGAUUGCUGAGUUCAAGGAGGCAUUUAACAUGAUUGACCAGAACCGCGAUGGUUUUGUGGACAAAGAUGACCUUCAUGAUAUGUUGGCUUCCUUGGGCAAGAACCCAACUGAGGAUUACUUGGAAGGCAUGAUGAACGAAGCUCCAGGGCCUAUCAACUUCACCAUGUUCCUGACACUGUUCGGUGAGCGGCUCCAAGGAACUGACCCUGAGGAUGUCAUUAAGAAUGCAUUUGGAUGCUUCGACGAGGAAAACCAGGGCGUGAUAAACGAGGAGCGUCUCCGCGAGCUCCUCACCACCAUGGGCGACAGGUUCACAGACGAUGACGUAGACGAGAUGCUCCGCGAGGCUCCCAUCCGCGACGGACUCUUCGAUUACGUCGAGUUUACCCGCAUACUGAAGCACGGAGCCAAGGACAAGGACGAACAGUAGAGAGUUAACUAGGUGGGUUAUCAGUAGACAGGUAGAUGUUGCAUUAGAGGGUUCUAGAACAUUUUGAAUAGUUUUGAUACUUGAAUUUUAUUAUUCGACGUUUAUAAUCUCGAUACUGGUCGUUUGUAGUAUUGUAGCGGGUUUAUCAAAAGCAAGGUAUCGACCAGUAUUUUUAUAUCACCUCUAAUGGCAAACGAAAAUUGAAAGUACUUAUGAUUUUGUGAUCGCAAAUGAGAUGGGAGAAUUUAAUUUUUUACCUCGGCUGAAGUAGACAUGUAACCCGCCUUAAGCAUCGCCAUUUUAAUAAUUAUAUAAUAUUUUUGCCAAACAAUAAAUUGGUAAUAUAAAUCAGUAGAUGUAUAAGUUAGAUUGAUAUGAAUUUCAGGAUAACAUUUAAAGAUACUGAGGUGCUAAAUAUACCCUAGAUCUUAUCGAAUUACGCAUUUCCAUUCACGCAUUUUGUAUUAAAUUAUAAUUCCACUUUAUUGGACCACUAAGUUAAGUUUGGCUUCUUAUAAUUUUGUUCGUACCCAAUGUUCAGAUAUUAGUUUUUAAAAUUCGCAAGUAUUAUUGGCAGCACUGUGAUUUUAUGCAAGUUUAAAUGAAGGAUUCAGGUAAACAAGCUCUAUACAAUAAUGUAAUUCCAUGAAGGCAUUUAUUUUAAUUAUUUUUUCUACUUGUGUGUGAUUUUAGUAAAGCAUAAUUUCCUGAGAAGUUCCACUAUAAAUAGCAGUGUUGCCAGUUUCUAAAAAUCUUUAAUUGGUGAAGUAUUAAUAUAUCAUUCCCAGGAUUAGAUACUAACACUUCUCUCUAAAAUGAAGUCUAUUUUAAGUUGAAAUGACGAAACGUUUUGUUUAGUAAUAUUAUGAAUUGUUUAGUAUUAGUAUUUCAAUAAAAUUUAACUUAUAGUGUUAACAUAAUAAGUUGUGUAAUCAUGUAUGUAUGUAUUUGUUUUCAUUUAUUUACUCAUAAAUUUUUAUUAUCUCGGAA
This is a messenger RNA of Trichoplusia ni (cabbage looper), 1627 nucleotides long. RefSeq names its product myosin regulatory light chain sqh (gene sqh). The transcript has 4 exons. The record is from RefSeq and is a predicted model, not a curated record. The coding region runs from base 113 to 637 and encodes 174 amino acids. Gene Ontology annotation, cellular component: myosin II complex; cytoplasm. Lineage: Eukaryota; Metazoa; Arthropoda; Insecta; Lepidoptera; Noctuidae. Gene Ontology annotation, molecular function: calcium ion binding; myosin heavy chain binding. Gene Ontology annotation, biological process: post-embryonic development; locomotion.